Molecule: messenger RNA, 984 nt
Organism: Aureobasidium namibiae CBS 147.97
Lineage: Eukaryota; Fungi; Ascomycota; Dothideomycetes; Dothideales; Saccotheciaceae
Product: putative dihydrodipicolinate synthase
Exons: 7
Coding region: 1-984 (327 amino acids)
Molecular function (GO): 4-hydroxy-tetrahydrodipicolinate synthase activity
Source: RefSeq, a predicted model, not a curated record
AUGUUGUCUACAAAACAACACUCAUCAGCCCGUCAUCUCAAACCCGGUGUAUACACACCGCUGCCAACCUUUUUCAACGAGGAUGAAGAGUUGAACUUGAAGGAAUAUGAGAAGCAUCUCAUUCAUGUUGUGAGUAAAGGAGCCUUUCCCGUAUGCGCUGGAUCCUUAGGCGAAGCAGUCCACCUGAGUCGUGAUGAGAGGAUAAUACUCAUCCGCUGUACAAGGCAAGCCCUUGACAAGCAAGGGUUUGAGUCUGUGCCCAUUGUCGCGGGUGUAGGAGGAUCGAGCACGCGCGAGACCAUUCAAUUGGCUCAAGAUGCCGCAAGCGCAGGAGCGACUGUAGGAAUGGUAAUUCCACCGGCAUACUAUGCAGCUACGUUGCAGCAGGAUUCGUCACAGAUCGAGCGAUACUACAUUGACAUUUGCAAAUCGUCGCCGAUUCCUCUUCUUCUGUACAACUUUCCAGCAAAUUCUGCGGGUCAAGAUCUUUCCGCAACUUCGAUAAAGACAAUCAUGGAAGGAUUCUCGAAUCUUUGCGGGCUGAAAUUGACUUGUCCCGGCCGCAUGGAGAAGCUUACUCAAGCGGUGUCCCUGUGUGAGGAUGGCUUGAAGCCUGACUUCUUGAUCUUGGACGGAGUGAUGCACGAUCUACCUACGUGGCAGGUGUUUGGGGGACAUGGUACUGUCAGCGGCAUCUCUAACAUUGCUCCCUCUUCUACUGUCAGGCUGUGGAAUCUUUGUUGUCUAAAGAUCCGAUCUGUAGAACAGGACGAUGAGCUCCAAGAAGUGCUGAGCGUCCUGAGCGAAGUUGAUGCGUUCGUCAUGCCCUUGGGGGUAAGGGGACUGAAUUACGUGCUUGGUUAUCUGCACGGAUAUGGCAAAAAACCCAGAAGACCCUUAUUAGCUCUAGAUAAGACCAACGGCAAGUUGGUUACAGAUCUGCUUGCUAAAGUUCUAAUUUUAGAGCAAAGAUACGAGACCUAG